Molecule: messenger RNA, 887 nt
Organism: Hermetia illucens (black soldier fly)
Lineage: Eukaryota; Metazoa; Arthropoda; Insecta; Diptera; Stratiomyidae
Product: hemoglobin F-I-like
Exons: 4
Coding region: 261-728 (155 amino acids)
Molecular function (GO): heme binding; oxygen binding
Source: RefSeq, a predicted model, not a curated record
CUACUGAAAACUCAUCGCUCAGAACCAGAAUACAGUUCGUAGAACGUGGAGCUUUCUCAAGUGGAGUUUGCUACAUCUUUUGCAUAUUACCGGCAGCCUAAGUAGCUACAGUUGUACGGGCUACGUACGAGUACUAUUCAAAGUGAACAUUUAGUAAUCAGUGGCUUUUGACUGAAACAAAUAGCGCGAAGUGUUCCGCUUCACAGAAACCGCGGUGUUCCAGGUUGUGAAUUGUGAAAAUAUUCAUAUAAAACUCUAAGAUGAGUUUAACCGCUGAAGACAUUUCGAUAGUCCAGAGGCAAUGGGAGGUACCCAAGAAAGAUCUUGCGGGAUCAGGUGCAAUCGUUCUUGGUGCAUACCUGGCUAAAUAUCCUGAGCACCAGAAAGUGUUCGACAAGUUCAGGAGCAUUCCCUUGGAAGAAUUGAAGACCACCGACAAGUUCAAAAAUCAUGCAACAAAAAUCAUGCAGGCUCUAGAUAAAUCUAUCGGUGCAUUAGGACAAGGCAAUAUGGCAGCCGUAGAAGAAGAAGUUUGGGGUGGUUUGGGAGAUAUUCACUUCCGCAAGAAGAUCCCAAGGCCCUAUUUCAAUGACUUGAAAGGAGUCAUUUUCGAAAUCUUAGGCCCCCUUUGUAAUAUGAAUGACCGCGACGUUGAAGCAUGGAAUAAAGUUUUCGAGAUUGUUUAUGGUAUUAUGUUUAAGAAAAUGGAUGAAUUGGAGGGAAAGUGAUCAAAUUCAAAGAGUGAUUGCAAACAAAUUUUGAGAAGCACUUUGUACUACGUGAAAAGAAAUCCAAAGUCAGUUAGUGUAUUAUCUACAUUGUUGUGAGUCCCUUCGCACAGUUUAUUGAAAAUGAAUACUUUUAUAAAUAAAUUAGAUGAAGAAUAA